Ziziphus jujuba (common jujube) is the source of this 2928-nucleotide messenger RNA. RefSeq names its product amine oxidase [copper-containing] gamma 2. Lineage: Eukaryota; Viridiplantae; Streptophyta; Magnoliopsida; Rosales; Rhamnaceae. The transcript has 4 exons. Gene Ontology annotation, molecular function: copper ion binding; quinone binding; primary methylamine oxidase activity. The coding region runs from base 595 to 2790 and encodes 731 amino acids. The record is from RefSeq and is a predicted model, not a curated record. Gene Ontology annotation, biological process: amine metabolic process.
UUGGCUAAAGUCAUAUGUAUAGGAUCUUGUGAAAUUGGGUCCUGUCAUAUAAAACCAACCAACAAUUACCCCCAAAAUAAUAAGAAUAUGUUUUACAUUAAUUCUACAAAUGGAGAAAAAAUAAAUAGUUAAAUACAUAUAUAGUAAAAUUUGAAGCAAAAGAAGAUAAAAAAAGAAAUUAUUACAUUUAGUAAAGUAGUAUACUUGUUUUUUGUUCUUUUUUUCGGCAACAGUAAAAUAAAUAGAAUACUUGUCUGGAUUUUGUGUGAGCGUGGUUGCACAAAAAGGUUCACAUUAUCAUCACACAGGCAAAAUAAUAUACGUGUUAUGACAUGGCUUUUCCACAAAACAUUAAUAUACUAUUGUCGUGGCUUUUUCCAAUUCAGAUUCCACAUACUUUUGGAAGGAUUCUCAGUUUCUAAUAUUUUAUCUUUCUAUUAAAAUAUCAACAUCCUCUUCUGCACUCAACCUCGCUCACUCCCUCCACAGUUCCGCCGUCUCAUAUUUAUCUUUAUAUUAAAAUAUCAACAUCCUCUUCUGCACUCAACCUCGCUCACUCCCUCCACAGUACCGCCGUCUUAGUGCCCCUAAGCCAUGGAAGGCAGAAACUUCCUUCGCUUCCUCUUUCUUUUCUUCAGCUGUGCUCUUGUCCUUCUCUACACCUGGGUUCACCUUCCUUAUGACCCUUCCUCCUCCGCAAAGCUCCACGAUUGCACUGCAAACGCUCCCUGGUGCGUUUCCAAGAACCGUUUCCAGACCAAAAAGCCCAACUUCCUCAAAAACCGUCUCAAACCCAACCGCCAUCGCAACCACGCCGCCGACGUUCCUCACCACCCUCUAGACCCGCUCACCGUCCAAGAAAUCAAUAAGAUUCGGACCAUCCUCUCAUCCCACGCGCUCUUCAAGAACUCAGCCACCUACGCGCUCCACUCCGUCGAGCUUGAAGAGCCCGACAAGGCACUCGUCCUGAAAUGGAAAAGGGGAGACAAGUUACUGCCCAGAAAGGCUUCCGUGAUCGCACGUGUGAAUGGAGUCUCACACGUGUUGACUGUCGACCUGACAACCAGUGAGCUGACCGUGGUUCAGACCGGUUAUGAUUCCGGUUACCCUAUGAUGACGAUCGAGGACAUGACCUCCGCGAUAUGGGCCCCACUUGCGAGCUAUGAGUUUAACCGCACGAUCAUCCAGCGUGGCGUGGAUUUGGCGGACCUCGCUUGCUUGCCUAUUUCUACGGGAUGGUACGGUAAGAUGGAGGAGAACCGGAGGCUGAUUAAGGUCCAGUGCUAUUCGAUGAAAGAGACGGCGAAUUUCUACAUGAGACCGAUCGAAGGUUUGACUGUGCUCGUUGACCUGGAUACAAAACAAGUGGUUGAGAUUUCAGAUAAGGGCAAGAACAUUCCGAUACCGAAGGCCGCUAACACGGACUAUAGGUAUUCCACGAUGGAGUACAAUAAAGUGAAAAGACUAGUGAAUCCCAUAUCCAUCGAGCAGCCAAAAGGACCAAGUUUUACCAUAGAAGAUGAGCAUCUUGUGAAAUGGGCAAACUGGGAAUUUCAUCUAAAACCCGAUGCCAGAGCCGGGGUGAUAAUAUCCGGGGCAAAGGUCCGUGACCCGGAUACCGGAGAGCUAAGGAAUGUUAUCUACAAAGGGUUCACGUCUGAGCUGUUUGUACCUUAUAUGGACCCCUCCGACGCAUGGUAUUUCAAGACUUAUAUGGAUGCUGGUGAAUAUGGGUUCGGGUUACAGGCCAUGCCCCUUGACCCACUUAACGACUGUCCCCGGAAUGCCUACUACAUGGAUGGUGUUUUCGCCGCGGCUGACGGAACUCCGUUUGUGAGAUCCAACAUGGUUUGUGUAUUUGAGAAAUAUGGCGGCGAUAUUGGGUGGAGGCACUCGGAAAGUCCCAUAACGGGCUUUGCGAUUACAGAAGUCAGGCCAAAGGUGACACUUGUGGUUAGAAUGGCAGCAUCAGUGGCAAACUAUGACUACAUUGUGGAUUGGGAGUUUCAAACAGAUGGGCUAAUCAAAAUUACGGUUGGCCUUAGUGGGAUUUUGAUGGUGAAAGGCACUCCCUACGACAACAUGAAUGAAGUCCCUUUGAAUGAAUAUCUCUACGGAACCCUUUUGUCCGAAAAUGUUAUUGGUGUAAUUCACGACCACUACGUCACAUUUUAUCUUGAUAUGGACGUGGAUGGCUCUGAUAAUUCGUUUGUCAAAGUGAAUAUUGAAAGGCAGCAAACAUCAGGAGAGUCACCAAGGAAAAGCUACUUGAAAGCUAAACGAAAUGUGGCAAAAACAGAGAAAGAUGCACAAAUUAAAUUCAAACUCUACGAACCAUCUGAGUACCAUGUAAUCAAUCCGACAAAGAAAACCCGUGUUGGGAAUCCCGUCGGCUACAAGGUGGUUUCCGGUGGUACAGCAGCCAGCUUGCUUGAUCAUGAAGACCCUCCCCAAAAGAGGGGUGCUUUUACAAACAACCAAAUAUGGGUCACACCUUACAACAAGACAGAACAGUGGGCUGGUGGUUUGUUUGUGUACCAAAGCCACGGUCAAGAGACUCUUGCAACAUGGUCCGAAAGGGAUCGUUCAAUUGAGAAUAAGGACAUUGUGGUUUGGUACACCUUAGGAUUUCAUCACAUUCCAUGUCAAGAGGACUUUCCCAUAAUGCCCACUGUCUCAGCCAGCUUUGAUCUAAAGCCUGUAAAUUUCUUUGAGAGCAAUCCAAUUCUUCGGGUCCCACCUAACUUUGAGAACGACCUGCCUAUUUGUGUUUCUACGGCAUCAGCUUAAAGAAUUAGGUCUUGCUCAUUAUCUGAUAAUAUUGUACAUCUACUUGUAACCAGGUGUAUGUUUAUAUGAAUUAGAUUUCAUAUAAGAGACAUAUAACAAUAACUAAAAAUAAGAUAUUAAAUGUUGUCAUUUUUAUUA